AUGCCGCCUGUCAAUAGAACGCAGAAGAUGAAUAUCGUCGAGCUCCAGCGCAUGAACAUCCUGGAUCUCCAAGAGCUGGCCAAGGAAUUGGAAGUUGUAGAUUGCAUUUCUCUGCGCAAGCAGGAGCUGAUUUUCUCCAUCCUCAAGCACCAGACCGAGCGCAGUGGGCUGAUCUUUGCCCAAGGCACUUUGGAGGUGCUGGAAGAGGGAUUUGGCUUUCUCCGCUCGCCGAGCUACAACUACUUGCCUGGCCCCGACGACAUUUACGUUUCCCACUCGCAGAUUAAGCGAUUCAGUCUGCGCACGGGCGAUACGAUUUCCGGCCAGAUCCGCCCACCAAAAAACGACGAGAAGUACUUUGCGCUGCUGCGAGUCGAGGCGAUCAACUUCGACGAUCCAGAAGUCACCAAGAGCAAGACGAUCUUCGAGAACCUGACGGCCUUGCAUCCCACGGAUCGCUUCAAGUUAGAGCACCAUCCCAAGGAUAUGACGACGCGGAUUCUCGACUUGCUCUCGCCCAUCGGCAAGGGGCAGCGCGGCCUAAUCGUCGCGCCGCCCUUCACCGGCAAGACCAUGCUGCUGCAAAAGGUCGCCAACGCCAUUACCACCAACCACCCCGAAGCGAUUCUCAUCGUCUUGCUCAUCGACGAGCGCCCCGAGGAAGUCACCGACAUGCUGCGUUCGGUUCAGGGCGAAGUCGUCAGUUCGACCUUUGACGAGUCGGCUACGCGGCACGUGCAGGUGGCGGAUAUGGUGAUCGAAAAGGCUCGGCGUCUGGUCGAGCACAAGCGGGAUGUGGUCGUCCUGCUCGACAGCAUCACGCGCUUGGCACGGGCCUACAAUACGGUGACGCCGCACUCGGGUCGGAUUCUCUCCGGCGGUGUUGACUCGACGGCUUUGCAGUGGCCGCGGCGCUUUUUCGCCGCCGCCCGCAAUCUCGAAGAAGGCGGCAGCCUGACGAUUAUCGCCACGGCCCUAAUCGAGACCGGGAGUCGCAUGGACGAAGUGAUCUUUGAAGAGUUCAAAGGCACGGGCAAUAUGCAGGUGCAGCUAGACCGCCGGCUGAGCAACCGCCGCGUCUAUCCGGCCGUUGACGUGACGGCGACGAGCACCCGCAAAGAAGAGCUACUGCUCACGGAGUUUGAGUUGAACCGCUCGUGGGUACUGCGCCGCAUCCUCAAUCAGAUGGGAGUCAUUGAGGGCAUGGAGUUCCUCCAAGAGCGCAUGCUGGGCACGGAAUCCAACGAGGAAUUUCUCAAGGCCAUGAACGACUAG
Geodia barretti is the source of this 1275-nucleotide messenger RNA. Lineage: Eukaryota; Metazoa; Porifera; Demospongiae; Tetractinellida; Geodiidae. The record is from the annotation of a GenBank genome assembly.